This is a messenger RNA of Rhagoletis pomonella (apple maggot), 2664 nucleotides long. RefSeq lists its product as uncharacterized. Lineage: Eukaryota; Metazoa; Arthropoda; Insecta; Diptera; Tephritidae. Gene Ontology annotation, biological process: DNA integration. Bases 1 to 2664 code for a protein of 887 amino acids. Gene Ontology annotation, molecular function: nucleic acid binding. The transcript has a single exon. The record is from RefSeq and is a predicted model, not a curated record.
AUGCACCAAAUUGCCGAAGAUGAACGUCUCAGGUAUCCUGCUGCAGAAAACGUCCUUAAGCAUGAAAUGUAUGUUGACGACAUACUUUCUGGAGAUCACACCUUUGAAAGAGCUGAGCAAAAACGACUGCAUGUCACCGAAGCUCUAAAAUCCGCUUGUAUGGAACUGCGAAAAUGGUCUAGUAACCACGCACUGUUGCUAACAACAAUUCCUCUGGAGCAUCAAUGUAAACUAACACCUUUGAAUUGGGGCACCGGCGACGCAGUCAAAACGCUUGGGAUGUAUUGGCUUCCUAACCAGGACUUCCUCAAGUAUAAAAUUCCCUCUUUCGUUCACACAGGUUCAACCAAACGAAUUAUUUUAUCCAACAUUGCGCGGUUGUUCGAUCCGCUGGGAUUAAUCGCACCCAUAAUAAUAUCCGCAAAGAUCAUUCUGAAGCAGGUAACUAUGGCAAAACACCUUAACGAAAAUGGUUCAUUGGCACCUUUAGAUUGGGAUGACCCAGUUCCUGAGUCAACAGCACAACGAUGGCAAGAAUUUUGUAACACCAUGUUCGAUAUCGAUGACAUCGUCAUCCCACGUUGGCUCCGAUUUAAUCCAAGAACCAACAGCGUACAGUUACAUGCCUUUUGCGACGGCUCAUCAGAAGCAUACGCAGUAGCAGUGUACAUUCGAGUUGAGCAACCAGAUGGCAUGUCACACACCGCGCUUAUCACCGCCAAAUCCAAAAUAUCGCCCACGAAACCAUUGACAAUACCUCGCACUGAAUUAUGUGGUGCAGUACUGGCCAUCAAGCUUAUGAAAUGGGUAGUGGCGAAUCAACGCUGGACCGCUGAAACAAUAUCCAGUUUCUACUGGACUGAUGCAACGAUCGUCUUACACUGGAUAAGCGGCGAUGUGAAUAGAUGGAAAACCUUCGUGUCCAAUAGGGUAGCAUACAUUUUGGAACACUCCACUCCAAGCCAAUGGAGUCACGUGAGUACUCGGGAAAACCCUGCAGAUUGCGCCACACGAGGGCUGUUGCCUGCAGAACUUGCGAAAUUUAAGUUGUGGUGGCAUGGCCCAAAUUGGCUAGCUCAUUCUCUGACCGAAUGGCCUUCAAGAAAGAUUGGAGAUUGCGAUAUCGACGCAGUUAUGACAGAAGCAAAGCCCUGCAAGAUUACAGUUAACUUAACCUCAGCAUAUGAUUCACUGAUCAAUCGAUUUUCCUCCUACACUAAACUACUCCGUGUAACCGCUUAUUUGCUACGCUUUUGCAACAACGCACGUGGCAAAUCGCAAAGGUUAACUGGUUUCCUAUCAACAGAAGAAAUACAAAGGGGCAUGCACUGCAUCGUUCGCAUUGUUCAACUUGAAACUUUCGCUGCUGAAAUAAAAGAAAUUCGCGCAUCAAAGUCCGUGCCACAUAAAAGCAAGUUGUCUAACUUAUCACCAAUCAUGCAAGAUGACAUCUUGCGCAUCCGCGGGCGUCUUCGCCAUUCAAAACUACCGUUCAAUCGACGGUGUCCUAUCAUUCUACCGAAUGGCCAUUUCAUCACAGAGCUAGUAAUCAAACACUCCCACCACACAACCCUGCAUGGUGGAGCGCAGCUUACCUUAGCUCAUACCCGAUAUCAAUUUUGGAUAAUAAACGGAAGGCAAGCAGUACGUCGCAUCAUACAAAAAUGCGUUCGCUGUUUCCGCACCCAACCGACAACAAGCGCUCAAAUCAUGGGAGAUUUACCUCUGCAUCGAGUCAACCCACCGGGUCGCCCGUUUGAAGCAACUGGCGUUGACUACACAGGCGCAAUUGAACUAAAGGCCGCGCGGUUGCGUGGCACAAGUUUCUACAAGGGAUACAUUGCAAUAUUCAUCUGUGUUGCAACCAAAGCUAUCCACUUGGAAGCAGUCACGGGACUCACAGCAGAACAUUUCAUGUGGGCGUUGGAUCGAUUUACAGGACGUCGUGGUCUGUGUCGUCACUUAUAUAGCGAUAAUGGUACGAAUUUUGUAGGUGCAGACAAUGCGCUUAAGGUUGCAUACUCGCGAUUGAUGUCCGACGUCGAAACCGUGAUCGCCCCUAAGCUUGCCACUCAAAGCAUACAGUGGCACUUCAAUCCGCCCCACUCGCCGAACUUUGGAGGCCUGUGGGAGGCAAACGUUAAAUCGGUUAAGCACCAUCUUAAACGAGUAGCCGUGAACACACGCUUAACCUACGAAGAACUCUCCACUGUGCUUGUUAGGAACGAAUCGUGUUUAAACUCACGACCACUUUGCCCACUCACGGCGGAUCCAGAUGACUUGGAUAGUUUAACUCCAGCACAUUUCUUAAUUGGGGACUCUAUGCUUGCACCUACAGAAUGUCGACCUCAAGCUACAUCUUUUCGAGAACAGUUUUUGACGCAGCAGAAAAUGGUACAUCAGUUUUGGAAGCAAUGGUCUCAUGACUGGUUAGCUAAUCUUCAAAAACGACCAAAAUGGUGUAAGGAGGCCGACAAUUUAAAGGUUGACGAUUUAGUCAUUGUUAAAGACGAUAGGGUUCCGCCGACGCAUUGGAUCCUUGGACGUGUCGUAGAACUACAUCCUGGCGCUGACGCCUUAGUUCGCGUAGUUACACUUAAAACCAAGCAGGGCAAAUUGAAGCGUUCGAUAUCAAAAUUAUGUCGACUUCCAAUUUCAGCAUAA